UGAUUUUUUCCUUUUUAAAAGAUAUCAAAUCAAAAACACAUCACAAAUACACAAAAUAUACCAUCGUCUUCUUCCUCAAAAAUAGCAUCGUCUUCUUCCUCAAAUUUUUUAUCUCAAAUAUUGUAUCAUCAUGGAAUCUAUUCCAGUGAUGAUACAACACAAAGGGAAAUCGAUUUUACUGUGUAUCCUCUCUGCAUAGUAGUUAUCAGUGAUACUAACCAGAUACAAACAAUUCUUCCAGAUGCAUCAUCAAGUGUUUCAACAGCUAUUUCACAAUCAAAGAUAGAUCAAGAUACCGUAUCGAUACAUGAUUGAUACAUGUCUGAUACAAUCGUCGAAAUAGGUCAGUAUACAAAACUUCUUGCAAUUGAUACAAUAGACUGUAACAAUGAUCAAAUCAAGAAUCAGUAUCAGAUCCACUACAAGAUAUAGAUCUGACAGUUGGACAAUCUUUCAAAGAUAAAGCAACUCUUCAAGCAUGCUUACGACUUCAUGCAAUUAAUAAUCACUACCAGCAAAAGACAGUUAAAUCGUGUCAAAAGAACAUUUUUGUAAAAUGUAUCGAUGAUACAUGUAAAUGGUAUCUGAAAGCGUCAAUUACAUUAAUUCACUGAAACUACAGGUGAAACCAUCUUCAGAUGAUAUCAUAACAGUUCUCGAAAAUGGUAAAGAAUACACGGUCAAUAUGGUCAAGAGAACAUGUACAUGCAAAAAGUUUGAUAUCGAUGAAAUUCCUUGUAAACAUGACGUAGCAUUUCUAGCCGACAAGAAGAUUGAACCUUAUGCGUACUGUUCAAGAUACUAUACAAAUGCAGCUAUGUUAGCGACAUAUUCUGAAACCGUAUAUCCAUUGGAGAAGGAAGAAGAAUGGAUUAUUCCAUAACAUAUCAAGAACAUGAUUGUCUUACCACCCCAACAUAGAACAAGAACUGGAAGGCCUAAAAAGAGUAGGUACACGUCAAAGUGGGAAAAUCCGAAAAAAGGGAAAUGUGGAAAAUGCGGGCAAGCUGGACAUAAUAGGAAAACAUGCCGAAACAUGCCUAAAGCUACCUAGAUUAUCAUUUCUUUCAGUAUUUUUUAUUCUAUUAUAAAUUUCCAAGUAUUAUAUACAAUUCUGAUACAUUAAAGAUUGUUGUA
Molecule: messenger RNA, 1137 nt
Organism: Mercurialis annua (annual mercury)
Lineage: Eukaryota; Viridiplantae; Streptophyta; Magnoliopsida; Malpighiales; Euphorbiaceae
Exons: 2
Coding region: 578-883 (101 amino acids)
Molecular function (GO): zinc ion binding
Source: RefSeq, a predicted model, not a curated record